GAUUCUUGCGUUGCGAGUAGACACUAGUACAUCCAACUCAAGCUCAUACUAAACACAGAUAAACACGUAAUUAGGAAAAUGGAUCCUAAAAUAGAAGAAUAUACAUAUGGUUUUUGGAAAAUAAAAGCACAAAAAGGUGCUAUUUUGAAGUCAUACGAGGCUGAUAAUUUGCAGUCGAAUUUGGGGUUUGCACCUCCCGAGAUGACAUUUGGAAAGAAUCUCAUUACAGUUUUUUAUAAAGAUAGCCCAAUCUACGGGUUUUUUACCAAGGAUGCUUUAGAAAUGGUCGGUAAAGGAUCAGGUGAAUUGAUGCAAGUUUCAUUCGCAGAAGAAUGGAUAAAAUCAAGAACAAAGACUGGAGAGAGCUUUCCAGUUGUCUCUCCAUAUGAUUGGACUUACUAUACGGAAUAUCAGGGUACAAUUUUAGACGGAAACCUUUGCUUCAAAGAUGUCCAGGACCAAAUCCCUGCCGCAGAGAUUUUGCAAGCUGGUAGUAACUUAUGGUACAGCGAGUUGAUUUUAUUCGAAGACGAAUUAGCUGACAAUGGCAAAGCAAUGUUUGACGUUCGAGUACGGGUAGUGAAAGGACAUUUGAUUUUGCUAGCAAGAUUGGUAAUGCGUUUGGAUAAUGUGAUAGUGCGUGUUAAUGAGACAAGGAUCUAUAUCGAUUUGAAUGGGAACCGAAUACUAAAAGACUUCCGUAAAAAAGAGUCUAAUUAUGAGAGCGUCAUCAAACGUAUACCUCUAGGGUCAGAUAAAGCAAGACUUUUGGAUGAUAAUAACUGGCUUAGUGAAAGUCUACCAUUACAGUAUCACAACAUAUCAGAGCUCCAGGGUGUACAUUGAGUACGUGUGUAAUUUGAAUAUUUUGGAAGUCAUCUGGCUUAUUGCUGUCAUCCAAGAAUUUCUGAUUUGGAUGGUAGUACUAUCAUUUGUACAGAUUCCUUUCACAAGGAUAAGUAUUCGCAACACAUGCAUCGCUUUCAUGAAAUUCAUUAAUGGACAAGAAGAUACUUUCCCGUUAUUCAAUUUUUUACGGAAUUAGAGUUUACUGACUUAUGUAUUAAUAUCUGUUUCCUUAUAGCUAUGUAAUAUUAUGCUGAUUAGUUAGUUUGCUAACUUUUAAAAUACACAAAGGAACAAUUGCUCUGGGUUUUGUAUGAAUAGUCAAGCAGAAAGCAUGUCUUCUAAUAAUAAUACCUAUUGGCACUAAAAAUAAAAUAAUAAAUUUCACUUACA
Molecule: messenger RNA, 1239 nt
Organism: Schizosaccharomyces octosporus yFS286
Lineage: Eukaryota; Fungi; Ascomycota; Schizosaccharomycetes; Schizosaccharomycetales; Schizosaccharomycetaceae
Product: TIP41-like type 2a phosphatase regulator Tip41
Exons: 1
Coding region: 79-846 (255 amino acids)
Biological process (GO): TOR signaling
Cellular component (GO): cytosol
Source: RefSeq, a predicted model, not a curated record